Molecule: messenger RNA, 4929 nt
Organism: Bombyx mori (domestic silkworm)
Lineage: Eukaryota; Metazoa; Arthropoda; Insecta; Lepidoptera; Bombycidae
Product: facilitated trehalose transporter Tret1-like
Exons: 3
Coding region: 321-1802 (493 amino acids)
Biological process (GO): regulation of apoptotic process; transmembrane transport
Cellular component (GO): membrane
Molecular function (GO): protein binding; transmembrane transporter activity
Source: RefSeq, a predicted model, not a curated record
CAGAACACACAGCAAAAACAGUUUGCAGUUGAGUCGAAUAUGGUCGGUUCCUCACUUCAUAAAUGUUAACCAAUUUAGUAAAAAGUAUUUUAAACGUCUAAGCAACGAUUACUUUUAUAAUUAAUAGUUAGUUUUUUCAAUCAUUAAUAUUCUUGGUUAUAACCCUAUUCUUACAAGUAAUCGUAAGCGAUCUGCCAUAUGUAUAUACAGUAAUAGUUGCUUGAAGCACUAUCUAUAAAUAUUACCUGAAUCGGAUAAGACACGUGAGCGCAUCGAAGGACCAAACAUAUUAAACUGCUUUUAUUUUGUGGUGCUGGGUAAUGGCUGAUUUGAGUGAUGAAACUAACACUUAUACACGAAAGCCGCUGCUAAGACAGCUCCUCAUCAGUACUGGACCAUGGAACUGCUAUUUUAUGUUCGGCCUCUGCGUUGGAUCACCGACCGUGAUGAUUCCGCAGAUACGAAAAGACAUCAAUUCCACUAUUGUCAUUAAUGAGGAUAUGGCUUCGUGGAUACCGGCCAUCCACAGCUACAGCGCUCUCCCGUGGGUUUUCAUAUUGCCAUCGUUGAUCAGGAUCUCCGGCCGCAAGAAGUCCUACAUCUUAGUUUGCAUCUUCGCCUGCAUCGGCUUCCUCACACACUACUGUAGUAAAACUAUCAUUCACGUAAUCAUAAGCGAAGUGUUAAAAGGAGUACUUACAGCUUCACAUUUCACAGUGUCCGUAGUCAUAGUAACUGAGUACACAUCUCCGAGAUACAGAGGGGUGUUCUUAACACUGAAAUCUGCUUCUUUCUUUUGGGGUAUUCUAGUAGCUAAUGCAAUAGGAACUUUUUUCCAUUGGCGAAACAUAGCGGUGCUUGGAAUAAUCUGUUCAGCAUACAAUUUAUUCACCGUUGUAGUAUGGCCAGAAUCUCCUCUUUGGUUAGCUGAUAAAGGAAGAUGCCACGACUGUAUAUCAGCACACAGAUGGUUGAAGGGUAGCGACCUUAUUUCAGAGAAAGAACUCAAAAGACUGACAAGCUUAUGUUCGGAAAUUAAACAAGAUAAAGGCAAGAUAAAUGUGAAAAAGAACUUUCUAGAUUUCUUUAAAAUGUUAAAUGAUCGAGAGUUCUACAAACCGGUUUUAUUUACGAUUUUGUUAAUCGGUUUAUACAUAUUCUCAGGUAAAUUAAUAUGUACAGUUUACUCGUUAGAGAUAUUAAAGAGAAUCACAAAUAACGAAAUCGUAGCUUACAAAGGAAUGCUGAUAUUGGAUACUGUAACCGUUCUAAGUGUCUACGUUGGCUGUUUUAUAACGAAAUUAUUUAAAAGACGUUCCGUAUUAUUAGCCACUUCUAGUGUGGCAGUAAUGUUUUUGUUUUCUAUUUCAUUAUAUUUAUAUUUAAUCAAAUUAAAAUUUAUAUUAGAUAGCGUUUAUAUAUCUAUUACAUUGUUAACUGGAUUUACGAUGGCCAUUUCAUCUGGCCCUAUGAUAUUGUCUCUAGCGAUUUCGGGAGAAUUGAUUUCGUUAAGAUUUCGUAGCUUUUCACUGUGCGUUACAGUUUUAAUAUUCAAAUCGUUGAAUGGUACAGUUAUGAAAUUUUCACCGUUUACGUUUCGUUAUUUUGGACUGCACGGCGUGUUCUUUAUUUACGGCUCAUUCUCGUUAACUUUCUUAUUUUUAUUGUACCUAUAUCUACCAGAAACUAAGGACAGAUCGCUGCAAGAAAUAGCCGAUUCGAUGAAUGAAAAAAAACGAAAUGUAGCCGAAGAGACAAAAAUGAUUACUAAUGUACUUAAUGAUGAAAAAAUAAUUACGUAGUGGACAUUUUUAAAAAUUAAAUUAAAUUAAAUUUUAUUUCACAUUGUGUAGUUUAAUAGUAAGCUCCAAUGGUGUUGUGUAGUUAAGAGUCCUGAAAUACAAGUAUUAUGAAGAUUUUUGAAGUUCUAAAUCAUUUCAAAUUUUUCUUUUUCCCAACAAUUCUGUUUGCAGUAUCAAUAAAUGUAUUUUGGUCACAUCAUUCUUAUCACUUUUUUUCUGUGAGAGUCAAAAGAAAACUGGUAGGGUAUGAAUAUUAAAAACCGCUAAACUUCAAAUAACAUAUAGAAAAGUAUAAUAUAGACUAUAUAAGAUAAUAACUUUGAUACGUUAUAAGUUUUCAGGAAUCACAAUCCCUAGAAUUCAUUUAGAUGAAGGCGCUAGAUGCCAGAAAUAUUUACAUACCAGAAAAAUAUACGCAUAAUCUGAAUGCUGACAGUUAAUAGACACCAACUCAGCAAAAUAAUGAAACACAUUUUUAUUUUUUUAUUUGGCUCACAAUACACAUCACAAGCUAAAAAGAUACAUAAAAAAACACAAGUAAAAAGAAACAAAAUCUGGCUUGCAAUAUGAGUUAUGUGCGCACGACAAAACAAGACAUAUAGUGCUGAAUUUGUACAACAAUAUUCCUGACAAUUACGACAAAACAACACGAUAACGAAAACUAAUCUAACGUAUAAUGUAAGGAAAAAUAUUCACAAUAUAAUACAUUAAACAAUUACAUUAACCUACCUAUUAAUAACGUGGAGGAUGCCCUUGAACAUUUUUCUAAACGUAACUAACCUACAAGUAAAAAUAUCCAACUCAUUCAACAUUGAAACAAGCUGUGAAAAUUUAACUAGACUACUACUUUAACUAUCUUAUAAUUAUUUUAAAAGUUCUUCGGUUGUCUCAUCGGUUAUAUUAUCUGUUUUGUUGGUUUGUUCUGUCUUUUUUACUUCUUGGAAGCAAUCAUCUAUUUCCAGCAAGCUUUUACCUUUAGUUUCAGGCAUAUAUUUAUAUAUGACUAUCAACAAAACAGAGGUGGUCAAGCCGAAAAACAGAAAAGCUCCAUGUAACCCGAAUUUUUCGAAGCUCGCCGGCGCCAACUUCAGUAAAGUUCCACUGACAAUUUUAUGUAAAAUCCCCACAGUGCCUAAGUAUAAGCUUCUAUUUUUAACAGGAACUAUUUCUCCAAACAACACCCCAGUCAUUAUAGCAGGUCCACAGCUGACCGCCAAAGAAAAUAUUGAUAAAAGAAAUAUACUCAGGGUAUUGUUUUCCGGUAAAAUUCCUUUCUUAAUUAAGUAAAGAUGAAAGGACAUUGCGAAUAAAAUGCAAUUUGAAAAUGAAGUGAAUAUUAAAAUCAUUGCGCGUCUUCUCAUGACUUUUGUUAGAAAACAAGUCAAAUAGACGCUUAUUACGGUAACUCCGUCUAGUAUUAGCAUUCCAGUGUAUGCCAUAGAUUUACUACUGGUUAUUUUCAUGAAAAUCACUAACGGAUACACUGUGCAUACCGUUUUCCCGGCGAAAACAUUAAUUAGCAUCAAAGUUAGGCAUAUAACCAUAGGCUUGUAAAAUUUUUUUUCUUUCAUCCUUUUAACAGCUUCCCACCAAUGAUCUUUAAUUUCAGGAUCUAUUGUCUCAUAUCGAAUUAGCCUGCUCAAUUCUUUUUCUUCUUCUGCACUUGUGCCUUUCAACCAUCGAUGGGAUUUGAUGCAUCGUUCUUUGAAGCCCCUACUGGCUAACCAAUAAGGAGAUUCAGUCCACGCUGCUAACGUUAUGAUAUUGUAAAUUGAACAGACAACACCACAGAGAGCAAUAUAUUUCCAGUGGAAAAAUGUUCCAAUAGCAUUAGCCAUCCAAACUCCCCAAUAAUAUGACGCCAGUUUCAUGGUCAGAAAGACACCCCGAUAUUUGGGCGAGGCGUACUCUGUGAUUAUAACUAUUGUGAGGGUCAGAUAGGCUGCGGCAACCACGCCUUGGAUGACUUCGCUGGUGAUGAUGUGGAUAACAGUUUCGCUGAAGUAGAAGACCAGGGACCCAAUGAAAGCAUUUACGGAGACUAUGAUGAAAGGGAUUCUUCUGCCGUAGACUCGUAUGAUGAUUGGGAGUAUCACUACCCAGGGUACACCGACGUAACAUGUGAUGGAUGCUGUAUAAAUAAAUAAAAUCAUCAAUAUUGAAAUCUGGAUUUAUAUUUAUAAUAGUAGACAUAAUUUUACAUUUUAUUUAAGUUUAUUAACUGUUACUAGUAUAAAUACAGAUUAGAAAGAGUGAUUCCACCUUAAUCAGUGAUCAUAUAUAUUAAAUACUUAAACCUCAAUAAACUACAAUGCACAUUGAGGCAUUAACCUUCAGCUACUCUUAAUCGAUAGAAAAAUGGAUUCAAAUAAAUAAAAAAUAAAGCCUGGAAAGAAAAUACGUGGUUCUACGGGGUAACGAAUCUCAACCUCUGACUUACGUAUCCAGGACGCCAUUUCUUCAUCAAUGAUCUCCAUGUUAUUGGUCUCAUUCCUCAUCUGGGGUAUGAAGACAGCUGGGGCUCCGGAGAACAAGCCAAUGAUGAAAUAGCAUGUCCAAGCUCCACUGCAGAUUAUCAGCUGGAGAAGAGAAAUGUUCUUUUACAGUUUUACCAAUUCCAGAUUAUCUGAUGCCCUUAAACAGCCUUACCACCUCUGCCUGAUUUAGCUGUUGGUGUGUGCUGUUACGGCAAUUGAAUUGGUUGAAAUUGAGGCUCAACGAUUGACGCCCAGAUUUUGAAUAAUCUCUGUUUUAGUCUUCACAUGAAACUCCAGUGAAUCGACUAAUUCACUGAUUUACUGGUGGUAGGAUCUCUUGUGAGUCCGCACGGGUAGGUACCACCACCCCGCCUAUUUCUGCCGUGAAGCAGUAAUGCGUUUCGGUUCGAAGGGCGGGGCAGCCGUUGUAACUAUUGAACUUAUAUCCCAGGGUGGAAAAAAAAAAAAAAAAGGUGGGUGGUUACGUAGUAGAUGUCUAUGGGCUCUAGUAACCACUUAACACCAGGUGGGCUGUGAGAUAGUCCACCGAUCGACCAUAUAAAAAAAAAAGUCAUAACCAUUCAUUUAUUGUAACCAAUAGUGAUUAGUACGGUAAUAGUGAAUAAAUAAAACUUGUUGAAUCUAUUGAA